AUGGACUCACAAUCGCCAAAUCCACCUUACGCCGUUCCUCCUCCGUUCUCACCUCCGCUUUCCGCCCACCGUUCGUCUGCUGACUCUCAUAAACCCGCCUCUAUCGACAUCGACAUGAUGCGAUCUGACGACCGAUCCACGAGGGCAGGCAGUGUGCUCUCUGGCAUGUCCAUCGAGGACAUGGAGGCUGCCGAGACCCUGAAUAAUCUCUCUCAGAAAUACCACUCGCCGAGGCAAUCUCAGCCGCAACAACCUCCUACGCUUGUCCAGUCUCAAACCAGCUUCGACUCUGACCAACCGGAACCCCUCCUAAGACUGUUUACGAGCCAGUAUCCUUGGACCCGCCCUCUCAUCAACGGCUCCUUGUCCGCUUAUAAGACUACGCAAUCUUAUAUACCAGGCGCAGAGUGGACUGAGCGGAAUGUUGGCUUGCCUAUCGCAGGGACCGUCGCCAGAAUAUCGGGUGUGGAAGGUGGUUUGCGCUGGGCCUUGCAACCCAAGCGCGAUGGGAGAUCGCCAAAUAAACCCUCCGACAUUGAGAAGGGGUAUUCAGAUAUUUCCCCCGACGGGACCAACCGACCAACCUCCGAGACUGGUUACUCGGAUUCUCUACCAGCCUACAACGCUGGCGAUCGCUCACCACCCUAUGUUGAACAGCAAGUCCUUCUCAAAAGCCGUGACGAUCGCCAACCGCCACCAGGUUGGCGUCAACAACUAAUGGUCUCUACCAGCGGUCUAGGCAUUGCCAUGAGCGACGAAUCGAUUCGAAGUCUGCGGUACUGUCUCAGCUGGCUCCGUUGGGCUAACGGCCGGCUUGGAGAAGCCAUCCAGAAUCUCAAAAACCUGCUUGAGCGGUGGGAUGAAGGUGUCACUCCGGGUGAACAGCCCCCCACGAUGUCUGUCGCAAACAUGACUCAAACCCACGAAGAGAGAAGACAAGCUGCUCUGUCUGCCCGUAUCGCCGCGUUAAGAGCCGACGUCCUCCAAACCCUCAAGCAUGUCGUGGGGAUUGUCUCCAAUUACGCGGGUGGUGCCUUACCCCAGAAUGCCCGAGAUCUGGUGCAUAGACAUUUGGUCAGUCUACCCCAACGUUUCAAUCUAGCCAGCCGAGCAGACGGGGAGGAAGACUCAUCUAGUGAGACCGGGCCUGAGAGCUCUGAAGCGGUCAAGAGUGGAAGGAGAGUCAUGGUUCUGGCCCAAGAGGGAUUGGACAUGAUGACCCAGGUCAGUCGAGUGGUCAACGAUACUCUUGUCAGUGCAGAAGGUUGGUGUGAGAAGUUGGGAAAAAGAGUCGAUCGACAGCCCCAGCAACCUUCGCAACAGUCACUCGUGGACGAGAAGAUGGAGACAGACAACCGCGAGGGCAGCGCAAGGAGUGAAACGGUAAGAAGCGAAACGCUCGCACCGAGUGAUGGUGGGAGGGACGUCGAGGAUGUCAAGAUGACCAUGUAA
Fonsecaea nubica is the source of this 1452-nucleotide messenger RNA. RefSeq lists its product as hypothetical. Gene Ontology annotation, molecular function: transcription corepressor activity. Gene Ontology annotation, cellular component: nucleus; endoplasmic reticulum. The record is from RefSeq and is a predicted model, not a curated record. The coding region runs from base 1 to 1452 and encodes 483 amino acids. Gene Ontology annotation, biological process: phospholipid biosynthetic process; regulation of transcription by RNA polymerase II; endoplasmic reticulum unfolded protein response. Lineage: Eukaryota; Fungi; Ascomycota; Eurotiomycetes; Chaetothyriales; Herpotrichiellaceae. The transcript has 2 exons.